AUGUCAAUACAAAUUACAUUUUUGAACAGCAAGUAUCAAAACAAUAAUUUUGAAAAUGGUUUGGCCGAUCUUAUCGCAUGUUCAAACUAUGCGUUUUCUGUCACCUUGCGAAUAAGCCAUCUCUUCGACAAUUUUUAUUGGCGUUAUCAAAUGUACUACCUUGCAACGUGGUGCUUCACUCAGUACUACACUUUUGAAGUACUACGCAUACUUGGUAUUCUUCUUAUUACCUUUCAACGAUACGUCACGAUGUGUUGCAGCGGAUCAGCUACUGAACAUGUGAGUAAAAGUGAAAUAUAUGGAUACAGGAAAGUAAAAGAGAAAGGCAAGGAAUAUAUAGGAAGGUAUUACAAGUACAAAUACUAUGAGAAUAACAAAACUUUGUUUUAUCAGCUCAUCGAUGCUGUAGAGUAUUCUUUGGUACCGAAUUUCUCUGUGCUGCCAUGGUCUACUCACACGAAGGCUCUCUAUAGCUAA
This is a messenger RNA of Angiostrongylus costaricensis, 477 nucleotides long. The record is from the annotation of a GenBank genome assembly. Lineage: Eukaryota; Metazoa; Nematoda; Chromadorea; Rhabditida; Metastrongylidae.